GUGUGCGGCGAGAGAGCAGCGGGUGUGCGGCGAGAGAGCGGCGGGUGAGUGAACCACAGGUUGUCCGGGCGCGGUGAACGACACAGACCUGGAUGGACGGCGGUUUUGGUUCAUCUACCACCUUCCACCGAACACAACGCACCCUCAUUUUGGAAGCGCCGGACCGGAAAAAUAGCUUGCAUACAGUCGCUAUCAGGGUGCGUUGUGUUCGGGGGAAGACGGGUAGUUCGAAUCGGGGAUUCGAACACGGGACUGCAUUUCAACAGUUACAUGGGUGGACCAACUGACACUGAGAUUACGCCAAUGGGUUCGGUUUUGGAAUUGGCUGCGAGUCCCUGCCUGCGGAACCUUGCGGGUCUCGCGGUCCUCGCUGUCUGCGCCGAGGGCUUGGCUUGGAUCUUGUUAUCGCAGCUCAACAACCGAUGGUCAGAUUGACUCAGGAGCAAUGAGCAAGGAGCAGGGAAGCCUACUCACUUAGCGACUGUGGACUCUGUGGGACUUUGUGGGACACCGUGGGUCGUGCUGGACUUUGUGGGACACUGCAGGACUCUGUGGGACUUUGUGGGAGAUUGCAGGCUGUGUGUGACUUUGUGGGACACUUCGGGCCAUUAGCAACGGCGGAAUGCGAUGGCCCUGCGAAGUACAUUGACGAAGUCAGGGAAUAACAGAGUACUGUAUUAUGCAAGACUGUGUUAUUCGCGAUCGGGGUGUGAAUCGACCGUGAGAGAGGGUGACGGAUGGAUAGGUGCUCUGCUCCCUUCUUCUUCCUCUGCCACUUCAAGCAGAAGCUUUCGCACGUACCUGAGAGGUCUGCAGUUCGAACCCGAGGCCAGCUUGACAGGCCGCCUCCUAUCUGCAGGCGCGGGACGAUGCGUGCCGCCUCACCCGCAGCAGCGAAUGCAGCAGCAACAGCAGAGACGAUCUGAUGCAGACUUCAUCACCACCACCACUACUCAGCAACACCAACAGAAGCUACAGUCAGUGCAGCAGAAGCAGCAGCAGCAGCAGAAGAGGAGUUAUGCUGAUGAUUGUUCUGUAAAGAGACCGACACGAGUUUUGAACAUUGUGUCGGAUUCGGAGUAUCAAAAGGUAUUGGCAGCUGCACAAGAAGCAGAGAGACUGGCAGUGGUGGAUUUCACCGCUAGCUGGUGCAGACCUUGCCGACAGAUUGCGCCGGUGUUUGAGAAGUUGAGUAGCGAAUACAAAGAUGUGGAUUUUAUAAAGUUAGAUAUUGACGAGCCGGAGCUCGAUGUUUCGGUUCGGAAUGCUCAAAUCCGGGGAGUCCCAACUUUUCAAUUCUAUAAAGGCGGGGUGAAGGUAGCUGAGUUCUCGGGAGCAGAUCCCAGUAAACUGACUGAUAUGCCGGAGGAGGAACGGGAGAAGGAGCGGGAGAAGGAGCGGGAGGAGGAACGGGGGAAAAAGCAGGAGAAGCAGUGGGAGGAGGAGCGUGAGGAGCAGCAGGAGGGGAGGAGUAGCAGGAGAAGGAGCGGGAGCGGGGCUAUGGCGGGAUCUUUGUCACAUUGUUUGGCGAAUGAGGAUCGGGAGGAGGAGGAGGAGGAGGAGUGGGAGAAGAAGGAGGAGCGGGAGAAGAGGGUGAAGGAGCGGGAGGAGGAAUGGGAGAAGGAGCGGGGAAGGAGCGGGAGCGGGGCUAUGGCGCGGGAGGAGGAACGGGGGGAAGAGCAGGAGAAGCAAGCAGGAGGAGCAGCAGGAGGGGGAGGGGGAGAAGGAGAGGGAGGAGGAGCGGGAGGAGGAGUGGGAGAAGGAGUGGGGAAGGAGCGGGAGCGGGGCUAUGGCGCGGGAGGAGGAACAGGGGGAAGAGCAGGAGAAGCAAGCAGGAGGGGCAUCAGGAGGGGGAGUGGGAGAAGGAGAGGGAGGAGGAGCAGGAGGAGGAGUGAGAGAAGGAGCGGGAGCGGGGCUAUGGUGGGAUCCUUGUCACAUUGUUUGGCCGAGGAGGAGCGGGAGGAGGAGGUAGUGGGAGGAGCAGGAGAAGGCGCGGGAGGAGCAGUGGGAUAAGGAGUGGCAGGGGAAACGGGGAGCGGGGCAGGAGGAGGAGCGGGAGAAGGAGCGGCAGGGUUGAAAGGGGUGCGGGGGGGAGGGGUGGACACUGAUUGAUUGAUUGAUCAAUCAAAAAAUAAAAAACAAAAAAAUCGCCCUGUUCUCCUUUUUUGUUUUUGGUUUUCAUUCAAUCAAUCAAUCAGCCAUGUUCUA
Chara braunii is the source of this 2208-nucleotide messenger RNA. The record is from the annotation of a GenBank genome assembly. Lineage: Eukaryota; Viridiplantae; Streptophyta; Charophyceae; Charales; Characeae.